Messenger RNA from Adineta steineri, 351 nucleotides. The record is from the annotation of a GenBank genome assembly. NCBI's taxonomy places the organism in Eukaryota, Metazoa, Rotifera, Eurotatoria, Adinetida, Adinetidae.
AUGCAACUUAUAUUAUUAAACGUUAUAUUGAUUGUAUUUCUUCCUUUAUGUUAUAGUGAAUUCAAUAGAAGUGAUUCAACUACGACUGUUUGUGGUAAAUGUUCUUCUUGUUGGACUCUUUUUAGUAAAAAUUAUGGUUCAUGUUCUACGGAAGUAUAUGAUUUAAAUUUUGAUUUAAAUCCUUUUAAUAAAAUACAACCAGUUUGUAUUGAUACAUUGGUUUUGCUUAUUAUAAUAUUCUUAAGUAUUGUUACUAUUAUACCAACUUGUCUUUGGCUUAUCUAUCUAUGCAUUAGACGUUGUCGAAAUAUCGAUGCAAAAUAUGUUGUUAAUGAACGAAUAAUGAUGUAA